Messenger RNA from Cannabis sativa, 1958 nucleotides. Its product is annotated as elongation factor Tu, chloroplastic. Gene Ontology annotation, molecular function: translation elongation factor activity; GTP binding; GTPase activity. Lineage: Eukaryota; Viridiplantae; Streptophyta; Magnoliopsida; Rosales; Cannabaceae. The transcript has a single exon. Bases 221 to 1666 code for a protein of 481 amino acids. Gene Ontology annotation, biological process: mitochondrial translational elongation. The record is from RefSeq and is a predicted model, not a curated record. Gene Ontology annotation, cellular component: mitochondrion.
AAAAAAAAAAGAAAACAUUAAAACGAUAUCGUAUUCAAAACGAAAAAAAAAACCUUAAAACGAUGUCGUAUUCAAAAAAAGCGCUUAGGUUUAGUUGAGAAAACGACUGGUUUAUUAUUCAAAAACAGUUGGAUCCAAGAAAUGGCCGUUUUCUGAAACGAUCUUUGGUUCUGACCAGUGACCACCUUCCUCUCCCAAAAGUCUUUACUCUCUUUCCGCCAUGGCUUCCAUUCUUGGACCUCCUUCUUCCUCCUCUUCUUCCUUAUUCCCAUUCAAACACCUCCAUAUACAGCAAUCUCAAUCACCCCUUCUUCUCUCUCACCACCUAAAACCCUAUUUCUCAACUACCUCUUCUUCCAACCCAUUUCGCUACUCUCCCUUGUUCUCUCCGUCUACCGCUAAUUCCAUUUCCCCACGGAGAUCGUUUUCCGUCAGGGCUGCCAGGGGGAAAUUCGAGCGCAAGAAGCCGCACCUCAAUAUCGGAACGAUCGGCCAUGUCGACCAUGGAAAGACCACUCUUACCGCUGCUUUAACCAUGGCUUUAGCUUCCAUGGGAAAUAGCGCUCCCAAGAAGUACGACGAAAUCGACGCCGCUCCGGAGGAGCGAGCUCGAGGGAUCACGAUCAAUACCGCUACUGUUGAGUAUGAGACUGAGAGUCGUCACUACGCUCACGUGGAUUGCCCUGGUCAUGCUGAUUACGUCAAGAAUAUGAUCACCGGCGCUGCACAAAUGGAUGGUGCGAUUCUGGUGGUCUCCGGUGCCGAUGGACCUAUGCCUCAGACGAAAGAACACGUCUUGUUGGCUAAACAAGUUGGGGUUCCUAACAUGGUUGUGUUCUUGAAUAAACAGGAUCAGGUUGAUGACGAGGAGCUUCUUGAGUUGGUGGAAUUAGAGGUUCGUGAGCUUCUUUCUGCUUAUGAGUUUCCCGGUGAUGAUGUGCCAAUCGUUUCAGGUUCGGCUUUAUUAGCUUUGGAAGCUUUAAUGGCAAACCCUAAGCUUAAUAGAGGAGAUAAUGAAUGGGUUGAUAAGAUUUACACGUUAAUGGAUGCUGUUGAUAGUUACAUUCCAAUUCCCAAAAGACAGACAGAAUUGCCAUUCCUAUUGGCUAUUGAAGACGUUUUUACGAUCACUGGUCGUGGAACUGUGGCUACCGGGCGUGUUGAGAGGGGAAAAGUCAAGGUUGGUGAUAGUGUUGAAGUAGUUGGUCUUAGAGAGACUAGAGCCACAACAGUUACUGGUGUUGAAAUGUUUCAGAAGACCCUUGAUGAGGCUAUUGCAGGUGACAAUGUGGGGAUUUUGCUUAGAGGGAUUCAAAAGAUUGAUAUUCAAAGAGGAAUGGUUAUUGCCAAGCCUGGUACCAUUACACCUCAUACCAAGUUUGAGGCCAUUGUUUAUGUGCUAAAGAAAGAAGAAGGUGGGCGGCAUUCGCCCUUUUUUGCUGGAUACAGACCCCAGUUUUACAUGAGAACUACUGAUGUUACUGGGAAAGUUACUGGUAUUAAGAAUGACAAAGAUGAAGAGUCCAAGAUGGUCAUGCCGGGUGACCGGAUUAAGAUGGUUGUGGAACUCAUAAUGCCGGUUGCUUGUGAGCAAGGUAUGAGAUUUGCUAUUAGAGAAGGUGGGAAGACUGUUGGGGCUGGUGUUAUUCAGUCAAUUAUUGAGUGAUAGGAACAAGUUUGUCAUAUUGUUUGUUUGUCUUGUCUGUUGGUUGAAUCAGCUUUUGUGCACUUAUAGUAUGGUUUAGUUGAGUCAAGUUUUCACAGAAUUAGAUGCUACAUUUUUGUUGAUAUGUUAUCUCUUUUGGAUGUUGUUACUGUAAUAGUUUUGGCCUUGUAGUAUUAGACAUGUAUUCCUUUUUCAUUUCUGUAUGUUGGUAAUGAGGAAGCUUUUUUACCAAGUUGUAGGCUUUUUCUUUUUGCAUGAACUUCAGCUACAAAUAUAAGUUCUUGUCUUACGA